Messenger RNA from Sclerotinia sclerotiorum 1980 UF-70, 1155 nucleotides. RefSeq lists its product as hypothetical. The record is from RefSeq and is a predicted model, not a curated record. Lineage: Eukaryota; Fungi; Ascomycota; Leotiomycetes; Helotiales; Sclerotiniaceae. The transcript has 3 exons. The coding region runs from base 1 to 1155 and encodes 384 amino acids. Gene Ontology annotation, molecular function: nickel cation binding.
AUGGCGUCUCCUUUUCCCCCCUCAUCGUCUGCUCCAGGAGAGGGGCAUUUGGUUGUUCAGUUACUACCUCAUUCAAUCUCCGCUUUGUCGAGAAUAACUUUUCAGUACCCACUAAAAUUGAUAUCUCCAUCCCCUUCUGCUGCACAAAAAAGUGUUCUUGUCUUUCUCUUGACAUAUGGUGGAGGUCUUGUCGGUGGGGAUCAAGUUCAACUUAAGAUAGAUGUCACUCGAAAUGCAAAAUUGAGUAUCGUCACACAAGGUCAUACCAAGAUCUUCAAAUCACCAACACGUGAUGUAAUCACACGUCAACACUUACAGGUCACUAUUGAGGAUGGUGCUUCAGCCUGUUUGUUACCCGAUCCGGUUCAGCCUUUCGCUGAAAGUGUAUAUGAACAAUCACAGACUUUCACUCUCAAGGAAGGCGGAACUCUUUGCGUAUUAGAUUGGGUCUCAGCGGGGAGAACUGCAAGAGGGGAGAACUGGGAUCUAAGAGCGUGGAGCGGGCGUAACGAAAUUUGGGCCAUGGGAAAGGAUAUGAAGAGAAGACUUUUGCUGAGGGAUAACGUCUUGCUGGAAGGAGACGAAGCAACAGCUCCAGAAAAACUACUACGCCACAAAAUGCGCGGAAACGGCAUAUUUGGUACUUUGAUCCUGAAAGGGCCGCUGGUCGAGAAGUUGUCUGCCUUCUUUUUAUCAGAAUUUGCUGCACUGCCUAGGAUUGGUGCCAGAGAUUUUCGAUCUGAUGAUAGGAAAGAAAAAGACAACGAAAUCAUUCUAUCGAGACAGGAAUCCUGGAGACUUCGUCGACUGGGACAAGAAAAGGAGGAAGGAAUUCUUUGGUCUGCUGCAAAAGUGAGAGGAUGCACAGUGGUGAAGUUUGGGGCUCCAACAGUUGAGAGUGGUCGUGUAUGGAUUGGCGGCAUGAUUAAAGAAGAAUGUAGUAUAUCUGAGAUCUUUGGAGAAGAUUCAUUAAUGUGUUACAACAUCGGUAAGAUGUUGGAGCCAUUGGGUUUUUCUACGAUCGUCCCGCAUCAAGUUUGGAAGGCUGGAAAUGAGCCAGAGAAUCGAGGCGUCUUGGCACGAUGCGGCCUCUCUCACCAUCAGGGAAGGGACAAAGCGAUAAAACACGAUAUGGUCACUGCACAAGCUGGAUGA